AUGGGCAGGAAGUUCAGUGGGCUGGAGCUCACCCUGAUUGCCCUCUUCACCCUGGUCACUGUCAUCGCCUGUGUCCUCAUUGGGCUGCUGGCCACGGGGCAACCCGGAGUCAAAUCUCCAGACUUUUACCCACAAUGUCAGAAUACACCAGUAGCAGAGAGAAUUGACUGCAUCCCAGAUCAACUAGCAACACAGAGCACCUGCUCCCUCCGUGGCUGCUGCUGGAGCCCCCAGAGCGACGCCAACGUUCCCUGGUGCUUCUUCUCCCACAAGCAUGGCUACCAAGUGCGGGGCUCCCAGAGAUCCACCAGGGCAGGGUUUGAGGCCACGCUGGACAGGCUGCCAUCCCCUUCCCUCUUCGGGAAUGACAUCCAGACCGUGCUGCUCACGGCGGAGUAUCAGACGAACAACCGCUUCCGAUUCAAGAUCACUGACCCUAACACUCGAAGGUUUGAGGUCCCCCAUGAGCACGUGAAGCCCUUCGAGGGAUCCAUGGCCUCCAACCCCAACUAUAAAGUGGAGCUGAAGCAGAACCCCUUCGGCCUCGUGGUGACCAGAGCCAGCAAUGGCAAAGUGCUGUUUGACACCACCAUUGGGCCCCUGCAGUACGCUGAGCAGUUCCUGCAGCUCUCCAUCAAACUGCCCAGCAGCAACAUCUACGGCGUGGGCGAGCACGUGCACAAGCAGUACAGGCACGAUGUCAACUGGAAAACCUGGCCUCUCUUCAGCAGGGACACUGGCCCCUCUGCAGCAAUGGAUAACUUGUAUGGAACCCAUACUUUCUUCCUGUGUUUGGAAGACAACACUGGAGCCUCCUUUGGUGUUUUCCUGAUGAACAGCAAUGCCAUGGAGUUUGUGGUGCAGCCUGCUCCAGCAGUGACCUACAGAACCAUUGGAGGCAUCCUGGAUUUCUACAUCUUCCUGGGGAACACUCCAGAGCAAGUAGUCCAGGAGUACCUGCAGUUUGUGGGACUGCCAGCACUGCCUGCCUACUGGAACCUGGGAUUCCAGCUCUGCCGCUAUGGAUACGCCUCCCUGGAUGAGGUGAAGGAGGUGGUGGAGAGGAACAGAGCUGUUGGACUGCCCCACGAUAUCCAAGUCAUUGAUAUUGAUUACAUGGAGAACAGGAAAGAUUUUACUUAUGACAAAGUGAAAUUCAAAGACCUCCCUAAAUUUGCAGCUUAUUUGCAUGAGCAUGGACAAAAAUACAUCAUCAUAUUGGAUCCUGCUAUUAGCACCCAAAAAAUGGCUGAUGGAAGUCCCUAUGGAAGCUACGUCAGGGGAACAGACAGAAAUGUCUGGGUUAAUGAGUCAGAUGGAACAACACUGGUUGGGGAGGUGUGGCCAGGAGAAACUGUGUUCCCAGACUACACCAGCCUCGAGGCCACGAACUGGUGGGCGAACGAGUGCAAACUGUUCUAUGACAUGGUGCCCUAUGAUGGAAUAUGGAUUGACAUGAAUGAAGUGUGCAACUUUGUUCAAGGCUCAAAAAAAGGUUGUGCAGACAAUGAGUUAAACUACCCUCCUUACACUCCCAGGAUCCUCGACAGAGUCAUGUACUCCAAGACACUUUGCCUGGAUGCAGUGCAGAGCUGGGGCAAGCAAUAUGAUGUCCACAAUCUUUAUGGAUAUUCCAUGACCCUAUCCACUAGGAAAGCCAUUGAGGCGUUGUUCCCAGGAAAGAGAAGCUUCCUCAUCUCGAGGUCCACUUUUGCAGGAUCAGGAAAGCACGGGGGACACUGGCUGGGGGACAAUGCAGCCACGUGGGACCAGCUGAAAUGGGCAAUCCCUGGAAUGCUGGAGUUCAACCUCUUUGGAAUUCCUUAUGUUGGAGCAGAUAUUUGUGGUUUCAGUGAAGACACCACAGAAGAACUUUGCAGACGAUGGAUGCAAGUGGGAGCAUUUUACCCAUUUUCCAGGAACCACAACGGUGAACAUGUCAUACAUCAAGAUCCAGCUGUGUUUGGAGCCAACUCCUUGCUGGUGAACAGCUCCAAGCAUUACCUGAACAUUCGCUACACUUUGCUGCCCUACCUGUACACGCUGCUCUACAAAGCUCACACCCAAGGGGACACGGUCACGAGGCCACUGCUCCACGAGUUCUACUCUGAUGAAAUAACGUGGGACAUCGACAGGCAGUUCCUGUGGGGCCCUGGGCUGCUGAUUUCCCCUGUUCUUGAGCCGGGUGUGGAGUCCACUCGUGUGUACUUUCCUGAUGCAGAGUGGUACGAGUAUGACACGGGUGAACCAAUGCAACUGAAGAAAGUAUGGCAAAACAUACCAACCCCUGGAGACAAAAUGGGGUUGCACCUGAGAGGAGGAUACAUUUUCCCUACUCAGAAACCAGAGAUCACCACAGUGGCAAGCCGCAAGAAUCCAAUGGGACUCAUAAUUGCCUUGGAUAUCAACAAUGAAGCUUCUGGGGAUUUGUUCUGGGAUGAUGGAGAAUCCACAGAUACAAUUGACAAGAAAGCCUACAUUUACUAUGAGUUUAAAGUUUCCAACAAUGCUCUGCAAAUGACUGCUACACACAGCAAUUAUGCUGAUCCAAACAACCUGAAAUUUGAGGAAAUCAAGAUACUGGGAUUGUCCAAGGAAAUAGCAUCAGUUUCUGUGUCUCAGAACAAUGUUGUGCAAGCUUAUACUGCUGAUAUCACCUACGAUCCUGCAACAAAGGUUGCUGUUAUAAAAGGACUUCAGCUUGAACUGGGAAAAUCUUACACAAUCAAAUGGACUCUAAAUAUGAAUAUCAAUGAAAGAUUUGAUUGUCAUCCCAGCCCUAAUGCAACAAAAGAAAAAUGUCAACAACUUGGCUGUUCCUGGGAAGAGACAUCAAAUCCAGAUAUUCCUUCCUGCUACUACAGCUCCAGCAAUCCUUACCUUGUAGACAAGGUUGAUUAUUCCUCCACUGGAAUUGUAGCCACCCUCACCUUGGAUGACUCCAGGGUCAGGGCCAGGGCUAACGAUGCUUACACUACCCCAAUCAGCACCCUGCGCCUGGAGGUGAAAUACCAUCACAACAACAUGCUGCAGUUUAAGAUCUAUGACUAUGCAAACCCACGGUACGAGGUCCCCGUGCCCCUGAACCUCCCCAGCUCCCCCACGAGCUCGAGCCAGGACCGGCUCUACGACGUCUCGCUGCAGAUCAAACCCUUCGGGAUCCAAGUGCGCCGCAGAAGCACGGGCACGGUCAUCUGGAGUUCAGGCCUGCCCACCUUCACCUUCAGUGACAUGUUCAUCCAGAUUUCCACCCGCUUGGCAUCCCAGUACAUCUAUGGCUUCGGAGAAUCGGAGCACCCCAGCUUCCGACACAACAUGAGCUGGCACACCUGGGGAAUGUUCACCAGGGACCAGCCUCCAACUUACAAGUUGAAUUCCUAUGGUGUUCAUCCAUUUUAUAUGGCUCUUGAAGAAGAUGGCAAUGCCCACGGAGUUCUCUUGCUUAACAGCAAUGCAAUGGAUGUGACUUUCCAGCCCACCCCUGCCCUGACCUACCGCACCAUCGGAGGAAUCCUCGACUUCUACAUGGUUUUGGGCCCGACCCCCGAACUCGUGGUUCAGGAAUACACCGAGCUGAUUGGGCGCCCAGUCAUGCCACCCUACUGGUCCUUGGGAUUCCAGCUGUGCCGCUAUGGAUACGCCAAUGACCAGGAGGUCGCCCAGCUCGUGGAGGAAAUGAAGGCGGCUCAAAUUCCCCAUGAUGUCCAAUAUGUAGAUAUUGACUACAUGGAAAGGAACCUGGACUUCACCCUUUCCCCACGUUUUGCUGGAUUACCAGCUCUGAUCAACAAAAUCAAAGCAGAAGGAAUGAGAUUUAUCAUUAUCCUGGAUCCAGCCAUUUCUGGGAAUGAAACCAAUUAUCCUGCCUUCACCAGAGGUGUGGCUCAGAAUAUCUUUGUACAAUGGUCUGAUACCAAAGAAAUUUUGUAUUCCAAGGUACUGUCCCGGGAUGAGGCUUUGCAAGGUGCCACCAAGGAGCGCGGGAUCAUCAUCAGCCGCUCCACGUACCCCAGCAGCGGGAGAUGGGUGGGACACUGGCUGGGGGACAACACGGCAGCCUGGGACCAGCUGCACAAAUCCAUUAUUGGCAUGAUGGAGUUCAGUCUCUUUGGAAUAUCUUAUACAGGAGCUGAUAUCUGUGGCUUCUUCAAAGACUCACAGUAUGAGUUGUGUGUCCGCUGGAUGCAGCUGGGUGCGUUUUACCCAUAUUCCAGGAAUCACAAUGAGAAAGGAACACGGAGGCAAGAUCCUGCUUCCUGGGAUGACAAAUUUAAAGAGAUGUCCAGGGACGUGCUGAACAUAAGAUACACCCUGUUACCUUACCUCUACACCUUGCUGUACGACGCCCACGCCCACGGCAGCACCGUGAUCCGCCCCGUUCUCCAUGAGUUUGUGGGAGACAAGACCACGUGGGACAUCGACGAGCAGUUCCUCUGGGGUCCUGCCCUGCUCAUCAGCCCUGUGAUGAGAGAGAAUGAUCGGAGUGUGAGGGCGUAUUUCCCCGAUGCCCGCUGGUACGAUUACUACACAAACGCAGAUACUGGCUUUAGGAAACAAUUCCAAAGUCUAUCUGCUCCUUUGGAGCACAUCAACCUGCACAUCCGAGGUGGAUACAUCCUACCUUGGCAAGCACCUGCUACUACAACUGCUUACAGUCGGAAAAACCCGAUGGGACUCACGGUGGCCCUGGAUGACUCUCUGCUUGCAGCAGGACACCUUUAUUGGGAUGAUGGAGUUCGCAUCGAUGCAUAUGAAGAUGGUGUUUACCUGCUGACAUCAUUUACUGCUAAGCAGAAUGUUCUGGAGAUCAGAGUCACACAUCAGAAUUACACGGACCCAAACAACCUCAUGUUCACUGACAUCAAGGUCCUGGGGGUGCCCAGCAGUGUCACUCAGGUGACAGUGUCACAGGACGGGGCAGCAAUCCCAUCAGCCCACAAGGUUGCCUAUAACAGCAACAAAAAGCUCCUGGAAAUCACCAAUCUCCAGCUGAAACUGGGCCAGAGCUACACCCUGCAAUGGAGCUAG
Messenger RNA from Pyrgilauda ruficollis (rufous-necked snowfinch), 5028 nucleotides. It is a transcript of the gene SI, whose product is annotated as sucrase-isomaltase. Gene Ontology annotation, biological process: carbohydrate metabolic process. Gene Ontology annotation, molecular function: carbohydrate binding; alpha-1,4-glucosidase activity. The record is from RefSeq and is a predicted model, not a curated record. The coding region runs from base 1 to 5028 and encodes 1675 amino acids. The transcript is spliced from 43 exons. Lineage: Eukaryota; Metazoa; Chordata; Aves; Passeriformes; Passeridae.